AUGACCGCAGAGUCCUGUUCGGGGCAGCGGACUGUGAAAAGUUGGAGAGAGGAGCCGCUCCAGAGGACGGGAGGGGAGGACGCCGCUCCUCGACCGGGUCACAAGGGCGGAGUGGGAGGAGUUGAUGAAGGAGACGUGGAGGAACCUCCAAUGGCAGCGCAGCUCGUGCGCUCAGCAGAGGAGGAGCCGCGAGCCUCCAUCUGGGUUUCUCACGCGCAGCUUGCAGGGAGAGGUGCUGCGCUCGUGCAGGAGGCAGGAUCCAAGGCAACAAUCAUGGCAGAAGCGGAGACCCGCCAGAAGCUGCUGCGCACCGUCAAAAAGGAGGUGAAGCAGAUUAUGGAGGAAGCUGUCACCAGAAAAUUUGUUCACGAAGACAGCAGCCAUAUUGUGUCCUUUUGUGCUGCGGUGGAGGCAUGUGUCCUGCAUGGGCUCAAGCGGCGAGCGGCUGGCUUUCUGCGCAGCAACAAGAUAGCAGCGCUCUUCAUGAAGGUGGGCAAAAGCUUCCCCCCGGCGGAGGAGUUUUGCAGGAAGGCCCAGGAGCUGGAGCAGGUCAUGGAGACAAAACGAAGUCAAAGCCUGCAGAGUCAAGACAGCCUUCGCAGGAUGCCCCGGCUGCCGAGCCUCAACCCUCCUGGGGUCAAGAACCUGUGGAUCAGGACGGCUCUGUUCGAGAAAGUGCUGGACAAGAUUGUCCUUUACCUGGUGGAGAACAGCAGUAAAUACUAUGAGAAAGAAGCUAUUCUGAUGGACCCUGUGGAUGGACCGAUUCUGGCUUCACUGUUAGUUGGACCCUGUGCUUUGGAGUACACAAAGAUGAAGACAGCUGAUCACUUCUGGACCGACCCGUCUGCUGACGAGUUGGUUCAGAGACAUCGCAUCCACAGUGGCAUCUGCAGGCAGGAUUCUCCCACCAAGAGACCCGCGUUGUGUAUCCAGAAGCGACACUCCAGCAGCAGCAUGGAUGAGCGCCCGUCGCCUUCCCCGUCAGCUCGAGAAUAUGUGGAGUCUCUUCAUCAGAACAGCAGGGCCACGCUGCUUUUUGGCAAGAACAAUGUGCUGGUGCAACCGAGGGAUGACAUGGAGGCUAUCCCAGGUUACCUCUCUCUGCACCAAACUGCUGAUGUAAUGACAUUGAAGUGGACACCCAAUCAGCUCAUGAACGGAUCUGAAGCAGACUUGGACUAUGAACGCAGUGUAUAUUGGGACUAUGCCAUGACAAUCAAUUUAGAGGAAAUAGUGUACUUGCACUGCCAUCAACAAGUGGACAGCGGGGGGACGGUGGUUCUAGUCAGUCAGGAUGGGAUCCAAAGACCUCCACUUCGCUUCCCCAGAGGAGGACAUUUGCUCCAGUUCCUGUCUUGCCUGGAGAACGGUCUGCUCCCUCACGGCCAGCUGGACCCUCCUCUCUGGUCCCAGAGGGGAAAGGGGAAAGUGUUUCCCAAACUGAAGAAGAGAGUUCCUCUGGGAUCUGCGUCCACAGAGUCAGUUUCUGACAAGGAGGAGGACGAGGCCACCGACUACGUCUUCCGCAUCAUCUUUCCAAACAGCCAGUCUGAUUUUGUGCCUCCUCCAGAUCUGAUGGAUCACGGAGCCGCCCUGUGGCAGCCUAGUCUCAGGAAGUCUUCAUGUUCCUCCUGCUCCAAGGGGAACUUCUCCGACGGCGCCGCGCACAAAGGGUGCAACUAUGAGAGGACUCCUCUGAAGCUGCUGUGUGACAACAUGAAAUAUCAGAUCAUCUCCAGGGCGUUUUAUGGAUGGCUGGCGUACUGCCGCCACCUGUCCACCGUGCGUACCCAUCUCUCCGCCCUCGUCAACCACACCAUCGUGGCGCCCAACGCGCCCUGCGACGCCACCGGGGGGCUCACCGCAGACGUUUGGCAGACAUUUCUUAAGGACUGCACCGCCUACAAAGAGCAGGAGCUGCUCCGCUUGGUCUACUUCGGCGGCGUGGACCCCUUGCUGCGUAAAGAGGUGUGGCCUUUCCUGCUGGGUCAUUACCAGUUUGGGACGUCAGAGGAUGACAGGAGGGAGGUGGAUGAACAAAUGCAGGCUUCUUACAAGCAGACCAUGAGCGAGUGGUUGGCAUGUGAGGAGGUUGUUCGCGAGCGAGAGAAGGAGCAGCACGCUGCCGCUUUGGCAAAGUGCUCCUCUGUGGCGAGUGUGGACAGCUCCAGUCAGAGGAUGACCCAUCAUGACUCCACUGUGAGCAACGAGUCUCAUUCAUCUCACAGCUCAGACAGGGAGAGUCUGGCUCGCCUCCAGAGUGACUCCAGCAGCAGCACACAGGUGUUUGAGUCCGUAGAGGAGCUGGACCAGCCCGAGUCGGAGUCCAAGACUGAAGAGGCCAAACUGUUGCAGAAGUUGCCCAACGGAGCUGUGCAAAAUGAGUCGAGCUCUCCCGACUCUGGGCAUCCUUCGUCACGAAACUUCUCCGUCACCUCUGGCCUUUCAGACGGCUCCUUCAGCACAGAGGACAGCUCCGCACCUGAUGCGUCCCAGAGAUCCGCAGCUGCGCCUCCGAUGUCGCAGAGCUCCGCCAAAGCUGCAGUGGGAGAGGCCGAAGCAUUGACAAUCGAAGGUCAGGUGGUGAGUGAAGAGAAGGACAAAGGGCAGGAGGAGAAAACAUUUGACAGCACAGAUAAAGACGGCGUCAAAUCGAAUCCUGGAACACAGGACAGCACAAAGUCUGGAAAUGUGAAAAAGGAAGGAGCAAAUUUUGAAGAUAAAGACCCAAAACAUGUACCACUGAAGACUGAGGAAGCUUCCAAACACAAAGAAAAAAACCUGACACCAAUUAAAGAUACGAAAAAAUUAAACACAACCAUCACAUUUGAAAAAUCUAAAAGUCUUAAGGAACGUGAGGGGGAACAGAUUCUGGGAGCCUCGAUAUCGGGAGGAGUUCACAGCUUGUCUCAGAAAGACGAGACCCAGGCUUUGACUGAGUCUGAUGAGUCUCCCUCAGCCAUAGAAAUGGAGGAGAUCCCCAAGGCAAGGGUGUCCAUGGCACCAUGGAGCAGUAGAGGACACUGUGAGACUUCGUCCUUCUCUGAGGAUUCAGCAACUCCUGCGGAUCUGAGGCAGGAGGUAGAAAAGCUCAGUCCUGAAGGAACAGAGUCCACCCUGUCGGAGCCGGAGAUGGAGAGCCUUUAUCCUCCCUUCGACUCUCUUCCAGCCGACGAAAACACAAAGAAUGAAGUGACACCUCAGGGAGCAACUGGGAGCCCUUACUCUCAAGAGCUUUUGGAUUUAUACACACUAAAUCUGCACCGCAUUGACAAAGACGUCCAGCGGUGUGACAGGAAUUACUGGUAUUUCACUCCAGCCAACCUGGAGAAGCUGCGCAACGUCAUGUGCAGCUACAUCUGGAGGCACCUGGACAUCGGAUACGUACAGGGAAUGUGUGACCUGCUGGCUCCUCUUUUAGUCAUUCUCGAUGACGAGGCCAAAGCUUUCAGCUGCUUCAGUAAACUCAUGAAGAGAAUGAAUCAGAACUUUCCACACGGAGGAGCCAUGGAUACUCACUUUGCGAACAUGCGCUCUCUAAUCCAGAUCCUGGAUUCUGAGCUGUUUGAGCUCAUGCACCAGAACGGAGACUACACCCACUUCUACUUCUGCUACCGCUGGUUUCUGCUCGACUUCAAACGAGAGCUGGUUUACGAUGACGUGUUUGCUGUAUGGGAAACCAUCUGGGCCGCCAAGUAUGCCUCAUCAAGUCACUUUGUGCUCUUCAUUGCCCUUGCUCUGGUGGAGGUCUACAGGGACAUCAUCCUGGAGAACAACAUGGACUUCACAGACAUAAUCAAGUUCUUCAAUGAGAUGGCUGAGCACCACAACAUCAAGCAGAUUUUGACCAUGGCCAGAGAUCUGGUGUGCAAAGUGCAGAUCCUGAUAGAAAACAAGUGAUUGUUGCUUUCGUCCUCCCGUCCUUCCAUGUAAAGAAGAGUCGGCUGUAGUAGCACAACAGUAUAACACAUAUGAAUUCAUAUACUACAAUCUACACAAGGCCUUUACAUUCACAGGUUGCUGCUAUGAGCCUUACGGACUGUCCUCUGUGGUGUUUGUCCUGUCAGCACUAUGAGAACUGUGUCGAUCCGAGUGCACUUAAUAUUUUAGGAUAAAGAUGUUCUAGUUGCACAUUUCAUGCCAAAACGCAAAGCUGAAUUCAAACAGAGACUAUAUUUAUGAGAAAAAUAGAUUGUGAUACUGCUCUAUGAAUUAUUUUAAUAGCCAACUAUUUAAAAAACAAAAACAAAUUACAAGUCAUCCCUUAACAAAAUAAGAUUAUAGAUAUGGUUUUCUUCGUAUGUAUAUAUAACAUUUAGAUGCAAACAUUUAAAUGUUAACCUCAAUUGAUUUAAGAAUCUGUCUGGCAGCCAGAAAUUUAACACAUCUAAUCGCCUUCCAAAGUCAAGUUGCUUUAAACUUUGUGUAAUUCGCUUACAGUGCCUUGCUCAAGUAUUCACACCCCUGAACAUUGUUGUCGCAUUCCACUGCAAACCUCAAUGUGUUUUAUUUUAAUUUUUAUCUGAUGGACCAAUGGAAAGUAGCACAUAAUUUUGUAGUGAAAGGAAAGUCAGACAUUCGUCAAGGUUUAUUGCAAAUAGAAAGUGAAUAAGCAGCAUCAUAACAGACCUAAAAACACAACAAAUAGCUGUGGAGAAACUUAAAGCAGGAUUCUGUCAUAAAACAAUAUCCUAAGCUUUGAUCAUGUGUGAGACGCCCAGUUAAAUUAACAAGAGGAGCAUUAAUCAGGCACAACUUAAAGGAGCCGCAGGAAUCAACAUGAAGCGGCUCACGAGACGUUGCACCCAUAACUGUAGCAAAUUCUGCAAGGCUUGAGUAUAAAUCCACACUAUUCAUUAUUUUCUUUCAUCUCAAAAUUACGCAGGACUUUAUGUUGGUCUAACAUUUAAAAACUCAAUAAAAUCCAUUAAAUUUGUUCAAGGGGUUAUUUGUGCUUUUGCAAGUCAGAAUUACAGAAAAUACAGUGUUUUAAGUGUUCUAAAACUGCAUUUUCUGCCUGUUUGCUUAUUUUUGUAUUUGUUUUGUCCCCAGAGAAAAUUGUGCUCAGAAUGUGUCGUGAACUCAUACCCUGAUUCUGACUGAUGAGUGUGUGGUCAGAAAUUCACACAAAUAUGAAAAGUAUAUGAAAAGACGGGCCUAAUUUCACAAUCCUUGUGAAUUGUUUUGCAUUGUUCCGUGAUCUUCUGCUUAUUUUGUCAAUUGAGUGAGUUACUUACUUUUGUUUUUGUACUGUCAUGCUUUGUCUGGUGCCUGUUUGUUCAAUCAGACUUUAACUUCCUCUUUAAAAGACAGACGAGGCAGCGGCCGUUUUUAGUCACCCUUAUCAAGUAACAACUGCUGUUCCACUUUAUUCGGAUUCAUCGCUGCGAGAAACGACAAUUGCUUUGUUGAUAUGAGUAGCAAUUACAUUAUUUUUGACAUAUUUAUAUUCCAGUUCCUAAUGGUUCAUGCAAGUCAAUGCCUGUCAUAUAUAGCCUAAAACUUCAGACGCUUGUUGUUGUUUUAUGAAUGUAGUAGGUUUAUUCUAGUACUUCUUUGUGGACUCCAAGUGCUUUCAGAUGAACUUUGUAUUUAUUUAUUGUAAUAUUCGUAAGCCAAAGUACUUGUUUAGUUAGUUAGUUUUCUUUUCUGGAUGCUGCUUUGUUUGUAAAGCUAAUAUUUUUAUUUCGUGGCCAAUUUUAAAUGUGUACUAUAAAUUAAAUCAGAUUCCAUAGCACUUAACAGAUAUAUACACACAUAUAUAUUGAAUGGUCUAUGUUCUUAUAAUAAAAAAUAAAA
Molecule: messenger RNA, 5802 nt
Organism: Poeciliopsis prolifica (blackstripe livebearer)
Lineage: Eukaryota; Metazoa; Chordata; Actinopteri; Cyprinodontiformes; Poeciliidae
Gene: sgsm1a
Product: small G protein signaling modulator 1a
Exons: 26
Coding region: 1-3903 (1300 amino acids)
Biological process (GO): activation of GTPase activity
Molecular function (GO): GTPase activator activity
Source: RefSeq, a predicted model, not a curated record